Messenger RNA from Malassezia globosa CBS 7966, 450 nucleotides. RefSeq lists its product as uncharacterized. Lineage: Eukaryota; Fungi; Basidiomycota; Malasseziomycetes; Malasseziales; Malasseziaceae. The record is from RefSeq and is a predicted model, not a curated record. The transcript has a single exon. Bases 1 to 450 code for a protein of 149 amino acids.
AUGUUGCUCGGCUCCCUGGCACUCAUCAGCAGCACGAUCGUACCGCCGCAUCUGUUGCAGAUCCUGCAGGGCCUCACAAUCCCUGUGUCGCUCGCAUCGAAAGUGCCUCAAAUGCUUGAACUUCAUCGAUCGAAAGCCACAGGCGAACUUAGCAUUAUCGUUGUAUUUGCGCAGUUGAUGGGCACGAUGGCCCGUGUCUUUACGACGCUCACUGAGACAAAUGAUCAGCUUCUGUUUUGGGGCUUUGCACUCGCCACAAUUUUCAAUGCUGUCAUUGCUGUUCAAGUGAUUAUGUAUUGGAACGGCAAUGACCGCAAGCGUGGCAGCAGCAACGGCAGCAAGUAUACAUACCCUCUGCAGGAGAGUCGCUGGUUCGCCACGCCUGACACGUCCACAGGUCAGCUGCCCAUUACUUCAUCGAUGCCGCGCACAAAUACCAAGCUGGACUAA